GCGCCUCUCGCCCUCCCCCGGGGCCGCCCCCGCGCCCGGCUGCCCGGCUCCCGCGGCGGCCCCGGCGGCGCCCCGCACCUUCGAGUGGAUGCGAGCGAAGCGGAGCCCGCCCGGGAGAAGCGGUGCGGCGCCGUGCGGGGGGGAACCUCCCGCCUGCUCCGCACGCACCAGCUUCAGCACCCGGCAGCUCACGGAGCUGGAGAAGGAGUUUCACUUCAGCCGGUACCUGUCGCGGGCCCGCCGCCUCGAGGUGGCCCGCUCGCUGCGCCUCCGCGACGCCCAGGUGAAGGUCUGGUUCCAGAACCGCCGCAUGAAGCAGAAGAAGCGGGAGCGGGAGGCGCUGGCCGCCCCCGCAGCCGUGCCCGCGGCUGUCCCGGGCGGCCCCGCCUGAGGCUCCGCCGCCCGCACGGAGGGGCCCGCGGGGACGCCGGGGCUGGGCUGGAAGCUGCGGCCGGCGGGGCACCGGCUGUUCCUUCACCGGGACCGCGGCUGUGCAGUUCCGCUGCUUUUUCUGUUGCAACUUUAUGUACAGUUUUAUUUAUGGGGAUUCAGGGAAAAUCGCCGGCCCGGAGCGCCGCUGCUCGGUUCGAACCGGGCCGAGGCAGCGGGGGGGUGCAGCUAGGAGUUAGCGGAGAGCGCCGCUUCCCCAAGGCAGGGCAGCGACCGGCUCUGCCAGCUCUCCUGGGUUCGGGAGGAGCUGGGUGCGUGGAGGGGCUGCCCCGUGCUCCCGACCCUUUCUUCGUUUUGCAUUUAAAAAGACAGAUCCGUGGGCUCAGGCAGCGUUGGUACAGAAGGGGAGAAACCCCGAGAAGGGAGAACAGGGAAACUUCCUCUUACAGGAAGGGUCAGGGAUGGUCAUGGCAUGAAUCCAAGAUCCCAUUUUGAAAGAAGUGUCCUUGUCUUCUGCCCUGCCCUUUGCAAAAUUGCUGCAAAAAAGAGUCUGGUUUUGCUUGUAUUUAUCAUUCAUUCAUUCAUUCAUGUAUUCAUUCAUUCAUUCAUUCAUUCCCAUUUCUUUUCCUGAUGUGACUGAUUUAGUAAAAAAUCUGGUUUUGACAGAAAAAACGGCAAGGUAAAAUUUAAAAAGAAAUAAAGUCUUAAGAGGAGCACCUCUUCCCUUUUGAGCUGCAGAGGUGCUGGGAUUUCCCUGGCAGCCCAGGACUGGCCAGUGGCCACUAUGCUGACUCCCAGCUCCCCUCACAUGUCCGUAGACAAUAUAAAGCCUCUUACAGCA
Onychostruthus taczanowskii (white-rumped snowfinch) is the source of this 1231-nucleotide messenger RNA. Its product is annotated as homeobox protein Hox-D1-like. NCBI's taxonomy places the organism in Eukaryota, Metazoa, Chordata, Aves, Passeriformes, Passeridae. The coding region runs from base 89 to 391 and encodes 100 amino acids. Gene Ontology annotation, biological process: regulation of transcription by RNA polymerase II. The record is from RefSeq and is a predicted model, not a curated record. The transcript is spliced from 2 exons. Gene Ontology annotation, molecular function: DNA-binding transcription factor activity, RNA polymerase II-specific; RNA polymerase II cis-regulatory region sequence-specific DNA binding. Gene Ontology annotation, cellular component: nucleus.